Molecule: messenger RNA, 5544 nt
Organism: Naegleria lovaniensis
Lineage: Eukaryota; Heterolobosea; Eutetramitea; Acrasida; Naegleriidae
Exons: 7
Coding region: 1-5544 (1847 amino acids)
Source: RefSeq, a predicted model, not a curated record
AUGGCAGAGUCCAACGAUAGUGCUACUCACCCUUCCUCAGCUCCGUUGUUUGAAUGGGAGUUUCAAAAGGUGGAGAGGAAGCUUGAUCUAAUUAUCGGAGCGCUUUGGAAAGUUGUCAAGAAGGAGAGUGUCGACGUAGAGUAUAUUUCCUUGGAAGAAAUGAAUGAGCUGACAGCAAGAAUUAUUCAAUCGUUCAACAACAAAAAUCGUCAGCAGUUUCAAUUAAUUUUUCCAGUCAUCAUGUCGAGAAUAACUAAACAAUCUUCCAAAAUUUUGUAUGACAACUUUUUUGGAUUUUGUGAGAGAUUUGCCUUCUUUUGCACUCUUGUUUGGAAUAAGGCUGUUUGGUCUAACCUUUUAGGCAGACUGUUGCUCUCUAUUGUAAAAAAUGGUGUGACCUGCCCCCAGCCAAAACGCCGAGAAAAAUAUAUUCAAAAGCUUUUAAACGAUGGUAAAAUUCAUUCGGAAGAGAUUUCUGAUGUAGAUCUUGUGUAUAUAUUGAACACUUUAAAUAUUGAUCAACAGGUGGAGGAACAAGUAGGUCAUCACGAAGACCAUGAAAAACUGGCAGAGGCGCUCGAAUCAUUGUUACAUUCAUCAUCGGAUUCUUGGGAAUUGAAACACACCAACGAAAUUCAUUCAUUAAUAUCGUUUAAUUCGCCUCUGGAUCUCGAAACGCUUUUAAAUAUCAAAGGAAAACCUAAAUCCUCACAACAACAACAGAUUAAAUUCAUUGACAAAUAUUUUGAACGAUUGCUCAGAUUGUCAUUCCGUGAAGGAGAUGAGACCAUUUUCCCCUCGGUUUCAGAACUAUGCUAUGACAGUGAAGAUGAAAUGAUAUUAGAUGUAAACAAAAAACCAAAGAGUUUUCUUAUAUUGGGAGAAUCAUUCAGUGGAAAGAGUAGUAUUGCAAAGAAAAUGUCACAACAUUUUAACUGUGUCAGAUUAGAUAUACAAGAAAUGGCCAAAGAAGAAUUUAUGUCAAAAAGCGAGAUGGGAUUGACUAUCGAAAAGUGCUUAAGGGAGGAACGAAACAUUCCAAACUCAGUGAUGAUUGAUAUUUUGAAAAAGUGGCUGACGUCAGAUUCUGUAAUUGAACGUGGCUACACACUUGAGUGGGGAAGCAUUCUCGGUCACGAUAUCAGGACUGAAAUAACAAAGUCUCUCGAGGAAUAUCCACCUAAAUAUGUCCUUAAUUUAGAGAUUGAACCAAAGGAAAAGGCCACACGAAACCAAGAAAUGGUAUCAAGAAUUUCUAAAAGAAUCGCUGAGCUCGAAAAGCAGAUUGAAGAAGAGGAUGAAAAAGAACGAAAAGAGCUUGAAGAUGAGAGAAGGAAGCAAGAACUGAAAGAGGAGAAAAAGAGAUUACUCGAAACACAAAAAUUAAACAAACUGCAUCAAGAGCAGGACGAAAAUAAUGAGGAUGAGGAAUCAAAGGAAAAUCAAGAGCAGGACGAACAUAAUGAGCAGGCAGCAGAGGACCUUCCAAAAGAAGAGGAAGAGGAGGAGGAGCAACCUGCUGAAGAAGACGAAGAAACCAAACUAGAACGAGAAAAACAGAAAGCCAUCGAAAGACAAACGAAAUUUAUGGAACGGCUUGAAUACUUUUAUUUGAAACGAAAAAUUUCGAAUGAUGUUCGAGUUGACACGGAUUCAUUGGAAAACAUUAUUCAAAAUGCUAAAGCUCAUUCAAAGUUUAUUUCUUCAAACACAUCGUCCCAAAGUUUAAACGAUGUGUUUUUCAAUAUUUUGCAGAAAAUUGUUCGUGCGUCUCCAAAUGUUCUGGCAAAAAGUUCGUCAUUGCCAACUGAAAAUCCAGAAGAAGAGGAAGACCCUCAAGCACAAAUUUCGGCAGCCUUGGAGAAGGGAUACAAAUGGAGCAGCUGGAAAAAGUAUUGCCCUGUGAGGUUUCAAGUGGACAGAGCAAUAGUGGAGGGUCUCUUUCCUGUUCUUUUCAGAGGUCGAGUUUAUUUAUUGUCAACUAAAGAGUAUCAGAAAGAGUUUAUAACUAAUCCAUCUUAUUACCUGAGGAGAAGGCCUCAAAAGAAUCAGAGAGUGAUAUUUAUUUGGAAUGGAGAAGAAGGAAAAGAAGUUUAUGAAGAAGUGGUGAAACAUUACAAUGUGGAGUGCACGAGCUUGGAAACCUACUGCAAUUAUGUCAAAACUAUACCACAAACUCCAAAGCAAGAAAAGCCCAAAAAGCAAGAAUCUUCUACAGAUGAGAAUGAAGAGAAUGUAGAACCGGCUGCUGAAGCCGAAAACUCUGCUCCUCUUGAACAUUCAGAAGAUAUUGCUAAAAGCAUUUUUGUACAUGCAGGAUCAGACUCAAACCAUUUAGAGCAUUUGAAACACCUUAUUGAGAGCCCAUGUGAAUCCAUUGCUACCUGUGUUGUUGUGAUAAAAAAAGAAGCGCAAGAAGAGACAGCCGACGAGCAGAACGGGGAACAGGAGGACGGAGAGCAGCCUGAAAAAUCAGAACAACCACCUCCACAGAAGGAACAGGUUAUUGACUUUGUCAAGUAUGUGAAAGAAAAAGAAGAACAGCUUGCAUCUAAAAAGAUUAAGAUCAUUGACAUUUCGUUAACAAGCACAUGGGAAGGAGCUUUUAACAUUAGGAAACAAAUUGAUCCCUUCUACUCUGAAGCGGUAGUUGUUUCAGGAGUUGAAAUUCCCAAGGAAGACUCUAUUUUUGAACGAGAAGAAGCGACUACGCAAUCAGAAGAGACUGCCACUAUCGAGGAAGGCAAUAAGGAUGAGGAAAUUGAUGACGAACCCAAACCCGUUCCUGAGCUCAGACAACGAGUGCUUGGUUAUUCUGGACUUUUUUGUCCUGUAACACUGAAAGAGAAAAAGAUGUUAGUCAAAGGAGAUUCCUCAUUGUGUGUCUCCUACAAGAACAAGCAUUACUUCUUUGACAAUCAGGAAUGUGUUGAUCGUUUCAUUGUACGACCUGACUAUUAUACACGACAUAUGGACCUUUCAUCACUCAAUAUUUGGAUCCUUAGUGCUGGUGACCAAAUUGCCUUUGGAGAACGGCUCUCUAACCUGACCAAGUUACCAGUGAUCAAGCUUGAGGAAUCCUUUAUUGAAAGUGAAGGGUCAAAAUAUGAGUCCGUGAAUAAGUAUAUUCAAGAAUUAGAGAGACCAGUUGAAAAGCCCACGAAACCAGAAAAAGAUGAGGACGAAGAAGCUAAUCAAGAAGAUGAAGAAAAUAACGAAGAAGAAGUGGAAGAGGAUGAAGCUGCAAAACUCGAAAAAAAGUUGAGACGAAUGUGUAAUAUUUUCAAACUUAUCCUCCAAGAAGAAAAGUACGCUCAUGGUUACAUUCUCACUUCCAUUCCAUUGGGAGAGCAUACAGAACAGAUUCUAAAUAUUCUUGAUGAAAUGGGAAUUGUCCCUACGGUGAUAUUGAACUUUAAAGUCUCUGAAGAACAUCUUGUUAAAAGUAGAUUUGAACAAGACUAUUCUGAGUACAAGAAAAUGGUAUUGGAACGAAAAGUAAAAAAGAGAAAAGAAGCUGAAAAGGAUAAAAUCGAAAGAAGAUUAAAAAAGAAAAAGCAAGAGACAGAAGACGAAGAAGAAGGAAAAGAAGAAAAUACUCAAGAAGAGGUUGUGAAAACCAAGGAGGAAAUUAUGGAAGAGGCCCAAAAAUCCUACACAGAUUCUGUCGAAAAGAUUGAAGAAAUUAUUUCACGAUAUCAAGGAAAACGAUUUGUUGUCCGAGAUGUGGACUCUACAAAGCCAGAGAGAUUAUUCCAAAAGACUCUUGAAGAUUUUAUCAAAUUAUUUAUAGAUAGAAAUCCUUUGUUUGAUUUUGUGGCUCCAUGCACUCAUGAAAUUGCAAUGAACUUAAUUCAUGAGGGUAAAAAGAAGCUGGGAUAUUAUUACUUUGAUAAGGUUGAGCGAGUGAUUCAAAGUGACGGAUUUCCCAAGAUUCAACAACAUUUUCUCACAUUCACUCAUUCAGAAGAUGAAUAUAUUGUCAAGCCUCCACCAAAAGAAGAGCCACCUCAAGUUGUUACUAGACCACAAGUUGAGGAGCCAACAAACAAUGAAGAAAAUCAAGAUGACAAUGAAGAAAAUGAAGAACAGCCAGCAGAAGAGAAAGAUGACAAGGAUGAUGGAGCUCAAGAAGAAGCAGUAGAAGAAGAGGAAAAUAAGAAAAAACAGCGUGAGCCUCCAAAACCAGAGCUUUCAUUCCCAGUUGUUGUCAAUCAUAGAGUCUUUUUCUUUAUAACUGAGAAAUCUCGAGAUGUAUUCAUGAAGAAUAGAAAAUUCUACAUGGAGUGUACAUUCGAUGACCAUGCAUUCCGACCUAAGGUUUUAAUUCUUGGAACGGAUCAAGAGAAACGUCAAUCUGUUGCAAAGAAGGUUGCAGAAAAUCUUGGUUGUGUAUAUAUUGACGUGAACGAAAUUGUAAAUACUUUCAAACAAUACGAUACAAUGUUGGGCCAACAUUUGAGAUCUAUGCAAGACGAAGAAGAAUUAGAUCAUCUUGUCGAGUUGUUAAAGUUGAGAGUACAACAUUUUGAUUGUCAGGUGAAAGGUUAUGUCAUUGAUGGAAUUUAUCUAUCGUUCGAAGAUGUGAAAGAAUUAUCAAAGAGAGGUGAACUUAUUGAUAAGGUCUUCUUUUUACAUAAUGACAAUGAAAUGUUUACUCAAGAAGAACGACAAAUUGAAACUCUUUUCGAAAUAGAGAGACCAUUUACCACAUGUCGUUUAGGAAUAUUACCUGAAUGGUUACUUGUUUCGAAUAUCCAACGAGCAGUGACAAGUACUCUCUCACGGCAAUAUUUAUUCCAUAUGAAAACACAAAUGGAACUUGCUGCACCUAUUCAUGACAUUGGUCUUACGAAUUCCUUCUUCACAGAACAUUUAUCAAAAUUUAAAACCUAUUGUCCUGUGAAAUUUGUUGAAGAAGGAAUUCUUUGUGACACGAUUGCAGAUCGAUCACAUUUGCAUCGAUGUCUCUACUCUCAACGAAUUUAUUGUAUGAAUGAUCACACAGCACUAGAAAUGUUCAUGUCCAAUCCAGAAAGGUUUUCAAGUCAUGAAGAAGAAUUUCCAUCCGAUCUUCCACGUGAGGUCAAUGAUUUGGUAUUGAAAGGAGCAGAUGCAAUUCGAGAAGAAGAAUACGAUGAUGAAAUUGCAUACAAAUUCGAAUAUAAGGGAUUUUGUCCUAUUUUAUUGAGCAUGGGAAUUAUCAUGUGGGGAAAGAGUGUUCACUCAAUUGAAUAUAAGGGAAAGCUGUUUAGAACUUAUUCCAGUGAGGGAAGAACUAAAUUCAUGCAAACACCUUGGAAAUAUUUGAAUCUUCCACUCCCAAGCAAAUUACCCAUUCGACAACGAGAUUGGCCCAAUUUAGGUGUUGUUGAAUAUUUGGAAGAGUCUGUGGCUGCUGUGCUCUCGAAUUCUGUUUUGGAACUUGCAAAAAUACGGCCCUUGUACAGAGGUUUGAGUGUUAAGGAUUCUGCUUUGAAGCAUUUAGCACUGCUUCUUAAAAGGAAUAAUAACGCAAACAAACGAAUUGUGAAUAAACACUAA